Rasamsonia emersonii CBS 393.64 is the source of this 1731-nucleotide messenger RNA. Its product is annotated as beta-glucosidase. The record is from RefSeq and is a predicted model, not a curated record. Gene Ontology annotation, cellular component: fungal-type cell wall; cell surface; extracellular region. Lineage: Eukaryota; Fungi; Ascomycota; Eurotiomycetes; Eurotiales; Trichocomaceae. The coding region runs from base 1 to 1731 and encodes 576 amino acids. Gene Ontology annotation, molecular function: glucan endo-1,3-beta-D-glucosidase activity; 1,3-beta-glucanosyltransferase activity. Gene Ontology annotation, biological process: cell wall organization. The transcript is spliced from 2 exons.
AUGAAGGGCGCCUUUCUGACCGCUGCGGCGGCCCUGCUGGGCUCCGCCAUGGCUGACGGCCACCGUCGUCAUGCCCACGAUGGCUUCCACCACCGUCGUGGCCUCGAGACCGCCGCGGAGACCUGUGGCUGCACCACCAAGGUCAUCACCUACUGGGGCUCUCCUACUCUCGUCCCCACGACCCCCAGCCCGACUCCCUCCUCGUCGUCCGUCCAGCUCACCACGACGGUGAAGUCGACCAGCUACAGCACCGUGACGGUCGUGGCGCCUUCUUCCGCUGCGCCUGUGGCCUCUUCUUCUGCUGCUCCUUCGCCCUCCACCACUCCCGCGGUGCCUCUGCCAACUCCGGCGAUCACCACCUUCUCGACGCCUGGUACCUACAUCAUCCCGGCUUCCACCGUGACCGUGUCGUCUGAGACCACUGUUCCUGUCCCCACGACCACUGUCGUGCCCCCCGGCACCCACACCGUCGGCGGUGUCACCACCGUUGUCGAGACCUCGACCGUCAUCACCUGCCCGUAUGCCACCGUGAAGCCCUCGGGCUCGACUGUGACCAGCGUGAUUGAGCAGACCACCUACGUCUGCCCGUCGGCCGGCACCUACACCAUUGCUCCCAUCACCACCACGGUCUCCACCAGCACUGCCCUGAUCUACCCGACUCCGGCUACCAUCACCCCGGGCACCUACACUCAGCCUGAGCAGACCGUGACGGUCACCGAGAGCAGCUACACCUAUGUCUGCCCCUUCAGCACCGGCCUUGCCUCAUCCAGCACUCCGGUUGCGUCCUCUACCCCGGCUGUGACCUCCUCUGCUGUCGCUGCGACUAGCGCUACGGCGGCCCCGUCCGUGGCCGUGCCGUCCAUUGGCAUCUCCAUCGGUGCUCCCUCUGCUUCCUCGUCCAGCGCGGCUCCGGCCUCGACUGGCAGCACCGCUGGCAAGCUGUUCAACACUGACCACUACGGUAUGACCUACUCGCCGUACACCUCCACCGGCGCUUGCGCGGACCAGAACACCAUCGAGUCCGCCAUUGCCGAUAUCGCCUCCAAGGGCUUCAAGGUGGUCCGUCUGUACUCGACUGACUGCAACGGUCUCGAGUACGUUGGCCAGGCUGCUGCCAAGCACGGUCUGAAGAUGAUCAUUGGUGUCUUCAUCUCCAACACUGGUAUCUCCGGUGCUCAGGACCAGGUCAAGGAGAUUGCUGCCUGGGCCCAGUGGCAGCUCGUGGACCUGAUCGUUGUCGGUAACGAGGCCGUCUUCAACGGCUACUGCUCUGCCAGCGAGCUUGCCGGUUUCAUCUCUUCCUCCCUGCAGACCUUCAAGGCCGCCGGCUACACUGGCAAGAUCACCACGACCGAGCCGAUUGAGAUCUGGCAGCAGCAGGGCUCCGCUCUGUGCGGCGUUGUCGACAUUGUUGGUGCCAACGUUCACCCCUUCUUCAACGCCAACGUCAGCCCUCUCAACGCUGGUUCCUUCACCAAGAGCGAGAUGGACAUCCUCGCCGGUGUCUGCCCUGGCAAGAGCGACGUCAUCAACCUGGAGACUGGCUGGCCCACCGCUGGUAAGGCCAACGGCCUGGCUGUCCCUGGUAUCCUGGAGCAGCUCACUGCCCUGACCACCAUGGUUGCCGAGGUUGGCUCCCGGUCCGUCUUCUUCUCUUACGCCAAUGACCUCUGGAAGCCCCUGGGCGAGUUCGACGUUGAGCGGAGCUGGGGCUGCGCUGAUGUCUUCUAA